This is a messenger RNA of Puccinia triticina, 1110 nucleotides long. RefSeq lists its product as uncharacterized. The record is from RefSeq and is a predicted model, not a curated record. Gene Ontology annotation, cellular component: mitochondrion. Bases 1 to 1110 code for a protein of 369 amino acids. The transcript is spliced from 5 exons. Lineage: Eukaryota; Fungi; Basidiomycota; Pucciniomycetes; Pucciniales; Pucciniaceae. Gene Ontology annotation, biological process: isocitrate metabolic process; tricarboxylic acid cycle. Gene Ontology annotation, molecular function: NAD binding; magnesium ion binding; isocitrate dehydrogenase (NAD+) activity.
AUGGCUGCCAGUGGAACACUCAAGAAAGCCCUGAGAAUUGGACUGAUCCCUGGGGAUGGAAUCGGAAAACUGGUGAUACCGGCCGCCAAGAGAGUACUUCAGGCAACACCAGGUGUACCCAAGUUAUCGUUCAUCGAUCUCGAGGCAGGCUUUGAACACUUCCUCAAGACUGGUGUCUCAUUGCCCAAGAAAACCGUCGACCGGCUACGAGGCGAGUGUGAUUCGGCCUUGUUCGGUGCCGUCUCAUCGCCCUCACACAAGGUCGAAGGAUACUCAUCGCCUAUUGUCAAAUUGCGCAAGGAACUUGAUCUCUACGCUAAUAUCCGGCCGAUCCAUUCGAUCGAUAAGAAACUCGAGAUCACCGUCGUACGGGAGAAUACCGAGUGUCUGUACGUCAAACAGGAAUCGAUCUCUUCUGAUGACCCUCAUUCGCCUGGCAAAGUCGCAAGGGCUAUCAGAAUUAUCUCUCAACGAGCCAGCGAACGGAUCGGUAAGAUGGCCGCCGAGGUCGCCCUCAAAGGAAUGGCAGUCAGAUCUCAAAUGGCAGAGUCCGAAAGGAUUUGGAAGGACAAGCCACUGGUGACCAUUGUCCACAAAUCGAACGUCCUGUCAGUUUCAGAUGGACUGUUUCGAGAAUCAGUCCGGUCCGUCUUCGAGGCCCCAGCGCACGAUCCGAGAUAUGACCAGAUCAAGGUGGACGAAGGGAUCGUUGAUAGUUUGAUUUACAACCUCUACCGGACUCCCCAACGAUUCAACGUGCUUGUUUGUCCCAACUUGUACGGGGAUAUUGUCUCUGAUGCCGGAGCAGCUCUUGUUGGAUCCUUAGGGCUCGUCCCAUCCGUCAACGCCGGAGACAAUUUCAUAAUGGGUGAGCCCGUACACGGCUCGGCGCCCGACAUUCUCGACCGACAACCACCGAUCGCCAAUCCAAUUGCCGCCAUCCGCUCGGCCGCACUCAUGCUCGAGUACCUCGGCUUCACCCAGCCCGCUGCAACGAUAUAUAACGCCGUCAACCACGUCCUCCAACAGGCCAACACUCUUACUCCCGACCUCGGUGGGAAAAGCUCAACGGACGAGGUCACCGAAGCUAUCAUCAAGCAAGUCCAGUGA